AUGCCAAAACGUGAUUCAGCAAGCAACAAAGAACAAGUAGUAGAAAACUCAACCGCCACAACUUCAAGACCACCCAACAAGAAACGCAAAUCUUCAAGUCAACCAACUUGUGCUGCUUUGGAUUAUUCGAUUGAAGAAUUGAGAAAACUCAUCAAUAUUACAUUAUUCACCAGAAGAAUGGACAAUGAUGAGAAUGAAAAGAAUGCAAAGGAUUGGAAACAAUGGAAUGAAUGCAAAGAUGCAGAACUCAAUCUAUUCGAAAGUAAUUCUCGUCUCGUACGAAAGGUUUCUCAUAUUACGGAUUUUGAUUUGAGUGAACAAUCUGCUUCUAAAAUACGUUUAGGCAUUCGAGUUGAUAACAAAACAAACAUGGAUCUGGAAAUGCAAGUUUUCAUUGAUGAAAAAAAGAUGAAAUCGAGAUGUUGUGAGAGAAAUGCCGAAACUUUUAUCAUUUCCGAAAGGUCAAAUCCCCAAACAGUUCAUCCAUUCAUCCUUAAGAAACAUGAACAAGCUGAGGACGAAACUGAAAUUGAUAAGGAAGUUCUCAAAAAAUUGGGAAGUGUCAAGUUUAAAUUUUUCAAAACUAAAGUGACUCGAAAGAAUUCCAUUUCAAUUAAUCGUCAUUUUGAAAUCGAUAAUGAAAAUAUCAAAAUUAAGAGUAGCAUGUUGAAGGAAGCUCCAAUGUCACUUGGUUUGGGGGAGGGAAUCAAGUCAGAGGUUAAAAGGGGAAGAACGUUAAGUUCAUUGAAGGAUUUAGUUUUGGAAUGUGAAAUUAAGUAUACUAAUCAAAUAGGAUAUUUAUUGGAAUUGAGGAAGAAUGGUAUUGAAUUGGAACCUGCAAAUAAUAGAGUUCAAGCUACUUCUUCUUCUGCAGAUUCAAGUCUUGAUGUUAUUGAACUAUCAGAUAGUGAAGAAGAAACUAAUUUGCCUCCAAUUGGAAAUUCAACCUCAACUCCAUUGUUAAAAGUCUAUGAAAAUAUCACUGAAACGAUUCAAGAUAUUUCUAAAAUGGAAGUUGAGGACUUGUUAAAGUUCAUUAAGCGUACAGAUGAAAAGUUAUUUAAUGUAGCCGAAACCCUUUUCAAAGAACAUGAAAUUAAUGGACGUGCCUUUUUGAGUCUCCCCUCCUCUACAAGCAGUAUGCUCGCUUUAGGAUUAAAAAUUGGAUCCCGAGCUAAAAUAGAACAAAUUAUUAAGCAAAUUCAACACAAUCCACAAAAUUGA
This is a messenger RNA of Naegleria gruberi, 1224 nucleotides long. RefSeq lists its product as uncharacterized. Bases 1 to 1224 code for a protein of 407 amino acids. The record is from RefSeq and is a predicted model, not a curated record. NCBI's taxonomy places the organism in Eukaryota, Heterolobosea, Eutetramitea, Acrasida, Naegleriidae. The transcript has a single exon.